UUACCGACACGCACAAGAAAGCACGUCGUGCUGAAGAAGUUAGAUGCUGUAGACAAAACCUGGCACAGAUGUCUGAAAACCGCACUGAUUCACAGAGAGAAACCGGGGUUGUUCUGGGUUUUUUGGAAGAGGCUGAAGCAUGGCAGCUGAAAAGCGACCAGUUCCCCAGUAAAGUCGGCGGACGGCCUGCCUGGUUGCUCCAGGUGAAUUUACCAACCGCCGCCGACCUCGUCUGUGAGAAGUGUCAGCUUCCGACAGCAUUUCUUUUACAGGUUUAUGCCCCUAUUGUCGGACAAGAGAGGAGUUUUCACAGGACGCUGUACGUAUUCUGCUGCAAGACACCUGCGUGCCACACUGCGAAUGACCCCCGGUGUUUUAAAGUGUUUAGAAGCCAGUUACCAAGGAAAAAUGACUUCUAUCCAUAUGACCCUCCUCCUGAUGAAAAGCCAGCUGCUUGUGCAGAUGAUGAGCAUAUACUAGGUUCAGGAGUGAAACUGUGCAGGUUAUGUGGCUGCGCCGGACAUAAAGCAUGUUCCCGCUGCCACACAGUCACAUACUGCUGCAAAGAGCAUCAGACUAUAGACUGGAAACGGCAUAAGAAAGAAUGCAGUAGUGAAAAUUCCUCGGCUUCUGAUGCUGUAAAUUUAUUUUUGUUUCCCGAGUGGGAGUUGGUAACAGAACCUGAAGAACUCCCAGUAAAGGAUGACAAGCCACCUGACUCAAAUUCAUUAGAGCAAGUGAAUAUUGCAUCUUCAGAUUUGGAGGAGAGUGACUUAGAGUCCAUGGCCCACCAUGAAUCAAAGGACAGUGAGAUGUUUCAAAACUUUAAGGAGCGCAUAGGUGCAGAGCCACAUCAGGUCUUGAGAUAUUGCAGAGAAGGAUCUCCACUUUGGGUGUCAUCUGAACAUGUGCCCAAAAAAGUAGACAUUCCAAAAUGCUCAUGUGGCACCAACAGGAACUUUGAAUUUCAGAUCAUGCCACAGUUGCUUAACCACCUAAAGGUGGACAGCCUAGAUGCCAGCAUAGACUGGGGGACACUGGCCAUCUACACAUGUGCUGCCAGCUGUGACCAAGGCAAAAACUAUUCAUCAGAGUUCAUCUGGAAGCAAGACUUCUCAAAAGAUCAGGCAGUUUAAUUACUACUUCAUAUAGCAUAUACAUUGUUGUUUGACUUAUGUACUUUGUUAAUGGGUGCUGAAGUGUCUC
Molecule: messenger RNA, 1206 nt
Organism: Tachysurus vachellii
Lineage: Eukaryota; Metazoa; Chordata; Actinopteri; Siluriformes; Bagridae
Gene: pdcd2
Product: programmed cell death 2
Exons: 6
Coding region: 69-1136 (355 amino acids)
Cellular component (GO): nucleus; cytoplasm
Source: RefSeq, a predicted model, not a curated record